AUGGGUAAUGCGCUACUAAAUCAUUUUAUCUUUCGCCCACAUCCACCGAGUUAUGCAAAAAACAAUAAAAAUUUACAUUUUAUAAAAACGAAACAUAAAAGUAUUAUAUGCGGUUUUUAUUUAAACAAUCAUGCAGAUAUAACAAUAUUGUUUAGUCAUGGGAAUGCAGAAGAUAUAGGUGAUAUUGUAGAAUAUUAUGAUAGAUAUUCUAAGUAUAUAAAAGUAAAUAUGUUUAUGUAUGACUAUAGUGGUUAUGGUCAUAGUACAGGAUAUCCUAAUGAAGAGCAUAUAUAUAAUGAUGUAGAAGCAGUAUAUGAUUAUAUGAUUAAAUCAUUAUCUAUUCCAUCAGAAAAAAUAAUAGCAUAUGGUAGAAGUUUAGGCUCUACAGCCUCUGUACACAUAGCUACAAAAAAAAAUAUAAAGGGUUUAAUACUUCAAUGCCCAAUAGCGUCAAUACAUCGAGUGAUGUUUCGAUUAAAACAUACAUUACCCUAUGAUUUAUUUUGUAAUAUAGAUAAAAUACAUACUGUUAACUGUCCUAUUUUAUUUAUACAUGGUAUGAAAGAUAGAGUGAUAUCAUAUCAUGGAACAAUGGACAUGCUUAAGAGAGUAAAAGUAAAUACAUAUUAUUCGUUUAUUGAAGAAGCUGAUCAUAAUGAUAUAGAAAGAUUUUAUUUUAAGGAAUUGAAUUCAUCUAUAGUUACAUUUAUUUAUAUUUUAAAAACUAACACACGUUAUAUUGAUAAUAUUGUAAAUGACAUCUCAAAACUAAGUAUUCACAAAUUAAGAAAUAAAUAUAUAUUAAAUAAUAGUGAUGGUGUUAAAACGAAAUUAAAAGGUAUUAUGAACGAAAUUCAAAAAUCCAAUCAUAAAACUAAACCUGAAAAUAAGCGUAAUAACAUAUUUUACCGAGCAAAUUUAAACCCGUCCCGGACCUCAAAUAACGAAAACGAUUAUAAUACAGUUAAAGAAAACCAAGAAAGUAGUAAAGAUGUAACUAAAAUUAGUAAAGAGAACGAUCAUUAUUCAUCUGUGACAAGUAUUAGCACUAUAUUCGAACCAGAAGAAUGGAAAACUGAAGGAAUCCCUAAUAAAACAUUUUAUGAAAGUGAUGAUAUGAAUCUUGAAGAUAUUUCAGAGUAUUUCUAUAAUAAUGUAUCCCUUCUGCAUUUUUAUAAAGUUAAAAGAUGGGAAAAAAUUGUUAAUGAAAAUUAUAAUAAAAAUAGUAAACUGCAAUCUUGUAAAAAUAAAAUCAAUGGCACAUCUCAAAUGGACAUAUGCAGAAAAUAUAAUAAUUAUACAGAAAAUUCCAAUAAUAACAAUUCGAAUGAAUGUACUAAGCAUGGGAAUCUAAAUCAAAAUACAAAUAACAAUAAUUUUAUAAGUAGAAAUAACACUAGUAAAAGUGAAAGUAAAAUCAGAAACAAUAAUGGUAAAAAUAAAAUAAUUUAUAGUGCUUCUGGCAACUUAGACAUAAAUAGCAAUAGUAUUGCAUCGAAAAAAGGGGCGAAAAGUGGAAGUUCCAGUUACAUAUAUAGCCCAAAGAGAAAUAUAAAUCCAAAGAGAAAUAUAAAUCCAAAGAGAAAUAUAAAUCCAAAGAGAAAUAUAAAUCCAAAGAGCAAUUUAAAAAGUUAUAAUACACAAGGUUCAGAAAAAUUGAUCUCAAAUGGUGCAAGUGAUAGUAUGAGUUCUAUAAAAAGAGAUGAAUUAUCAAGCAGAGAAGGGAUAGCAAGUUUUUAUAAUAUAAAAAGCGAAUCAAAUAUAAGUAGUAAUAUGUCUGUAACUAGCGAUAAGAAAAUCAUCGCCAAGAAAGGGAAACAAAGUAGAAAUAAUAGUCACGAACAAGGUGGUAGCAAUUCUAGCGGUAAUAUUAGUGGAAAUGAUGCGUCGAAGAGUGAUGCCCUUAAAUGUUAUUUGAGUGAUAAUGUGGGUAAUAAUAAAAUUGAAAUAAAUAAAUUAAAGGGAAAAAUUCAAGUAAAUAAUAAUAACGUUAGUAAGUAUUAUGAAACUUCAAAUAAUGAAACAAAUUUUUUUGACAUUUCUCAAGAAAAUAAUACUUCGGAAUCUUCAAAAUAA
Molecule: messenger RNA, 2076 nt
Organism: Plasmodium berghei ANKA
Lineage: Eukaryota; Apicomplexa; Aconoidasida; Haemosporida; Plasmodiidae
Product: alpha/beta hydrolase, putative
Exons: 1
Coding region: 1-2076 (691 amino acids)
Source: RefSeq, a predicted model, not a curated record